Messenger RNA from Diplodia corticola, 1305 nucleotides. RefSeq lists its product as uncharacterized. NCBI's taxonomy places the organism in Eukaryota, Fungi, Ascomycota, Dothideomycetes, Botryosphaeriales, Botryosphaeriaceae. The record is from RefSeq and is a predicted model, not a curated record. Gene Ontology annotation, molecular function: oxidoreductase activity. The transcript is spliced from 4 exons. The coding region runs from base 1 to 1305 and encodes 434 amino acids.
AUGGGGAUCCAAGACACCCUGAAAGAAGUCACGAGCAGAGCCGACGUGGCCGCGCUGCGUGACAACAUCUCCAAUUUCGUCCAAGCCCACCCGAGGCUCGCAAUCGGCGCCUCCCUGUUGCUCUGCCACACGCUGCUAUGCAGGACCUUGCGCUUUCGCCGGCUGCGCAAGAUGCAGGCCAAGCACCCCUACAAGACCCGGGCCGACCUGGCGCGCAUGACCAACGACGAGGCGCAGGAGAUCCAGAAAGAGCUCAUCCAAUGCGAGUUUCCCUUCACCAUGAACAAGGCGCUGCAGUUUGCCCUGUUCCGCACAUACGGCAUUCCGACCAUCAGUAAGCUGCUCGUGCAGACCCAGCAGCUCUCCCAGAAGGAGCACGCAUCCAGGCGCUACGUCGACACCGAAGUGCUGAUUCAGGACUUCAUGGUGAAUGCUCCCGAAUCAGAGCGUGCCAACGGAGCAAUUGCGCGCAUGAAUUACUUGCACAGCCUAUACCGCAAGUCCGGCAAGAUCUCCAACGACGAUUUGCUGUACACGCUGGCCCUGUUCGCUCUUGAGCCGAAGAACUGGAUCAAUCGCUAUGAAUGGCGUAAGCUCACCGACCUGGAAACAUGCGCAAUUGGAACCUUCUGGAAAUCUAUGGGCGACGCUAUGGAAAUCUCCUACGACGCUCUGCCGGGUGCGGAGAAGGGCUGGAAUGACGGCAUCCAGUGGAUGGACGAGGUCGCCAAGUGGAGCCAGGAGUACGGAGAGAAGUGCAUGGCCCCCCAUCAGGACAACAAGAAGACUGCCGAUGAGACGACUGCCAUGCUGCUCUACGACGCUCCCUCGUCCGUGCACCCCGUCGGCUUCAAGGUUGUCUCGGCACUCAUGGACGAACGCCUGCGGAAAGCCAUGAUGUAUCCGGAUCCUCCCGCCGGCUUGAUCUCGACUAUCAACGUCGCCUUCAAGAUACGGGCGUUCUUGUUGAGAAACUUUGCUCUGCCACGGCCGCAAUUCCUGCGGUCACAGCGAAUGUCUGACGAGCCCAACAAGGACGGGCGAUACUACCAACUUUCCUACGACGUCGACCCUUGGUACGUUGAUGAUAGCUUCUCCAAUCGUUGGGCAUUGAAGUCUUGGUUGAAGUGGAUGGCCGGCAAGCCAUAUCCUGGAAGUGCGGGCUUUAAGUCUGAAGGCUACGUCCUCGCAGAGAUUGGUCCCAAGAACCUCGAAGGCAAGGGGACCGAAUACGUCACGCAGACAAAGGGCCGUCUGCUUGAACAGGGCCGUGGCGGUUGUCCUUUUGCUGUAGCAAAACGCUAG